GCCACCCAAAUGACCCAGGUGCACUGCAUGCUCCUCCGCGGCCUCAACGUCAUCGUCACCCAAGCCGCCCCUGUCGCGACCCGCGGCACCAGCACAGACGUGAGGGACUUCAUGCACUUCGUCCGCUCCUGGGUCAUAGCCGUCAUAUACCACCACGACGGCGAAGAGACGUUCCUAUUCCCCGGCCUGCAGACGAUCGUCGGGAACCCCGAUGCGUUUGCGGACGAGAUGGGGCAGCACCGCACGAUGCACGCGCGGUUGGAGACGGUAAGGGAGUAUGCGCGGCGGAUUUUGGAUACGAGGGAGGUGGGGGUGGAGGAGUAUAAGGGGAGGAAAGGGCGGGAUUUGAAAAGGCUUUGUGAGGAGCUGGCGGACGUGUUGGUGGUCCAUCUGAGUGACGAGGUGCAGGCGCUACAGGGCGCGGACAUGAGGAACACGGAUGAAAAGCAAUUGAAGGCACAUGCAACGGCCUUUGAAGCGCAUCUUACGGGGGACACGAGACCGGAAGUGUUUGAAGUGAUAAUGCCCAUCCUGUUAGGAUGCAGUGAGAAGGGGUUCCGAGGGAGUGAUUUUCCUACGGUACCGUUUUUCUUCCCAUAUCUUAUCCAUUACUGGUAUGCGAGGAAGUAUCAUGGAGCAUGAAGGACGCGAACUGCCGUUUGCAGAUUGAGAUAUGCUAUAUCUUAGGCGUGGCUAGAUACCCCAUACCCGUCCAUCUUAUUCGGUAGUAGCAAUGUCAGACAUGCAAAACAUCUCUCUUCGGGACUUGAAUCUUCGAUCUGGGAACCAUUCACUGCAAAAGUGACCUACUUUUGCAGGCAUUAUUGAUGACUCGGUUGUUUUGCAAUAAGCUUUAGUCUGGAGCAUUUGCUCUCGUAGACGGCAGAACUGCCUAUG
This is a messenger RNA of Eremomyces bilateralis CBS 781.70, 897 nucleotides long. RefSeq lists its product as uncharacterized. The coding region runs from base 10 to 642 and encodes 210 amino acids. The transcript is spliced from 2 exons. Lineage: Eukaryota; Fungi; Ascomycota; Dothideomycetes; Eremomycetales; Eremomycetaceae. The record is from RefSeq and is a predicted model, not a curated record.